This is a messenger RNA of Ochotona curzoniae (black-lipped pika), 1496 nucleotides long. RefSeq names its product delta 4-desaturase, sphingolipid 2 (gene DEGS2). The record is from RefSeq and is a predicted model, not a curated record. Gene Ontology annotation, cellular component: membrane. Gene Ontology annotation, biological process: ceramide biosynthetic process; sphinganine metabolic process. Bases 28 to 1020 code for a protein of 330 amino acids. NCBI's taxonomy places the organism in Eukaryota, Metazoa, Chordata, Mammalia, Lagomorpha, Ochotonidae. Gene Ontology annotation, molecular function: sphingolipid delta-4 desaturase activity. The transcript has 3 exons.
CUCCGAGCCGCGCUCCCCCGCGCCACCAUGGGCAACAGCGUGAGCCGCACCGACUUUGAGUGGGUCUACACCGACCAGCCGCACACGCAGAGGCGCAAGGAGAUGUUGGCCAAGUACCCGGCCAUUAAGGCCCUGAUGAGGCCAGAUCCCCACCUCAAGUGGACAGUGCUGGGGAUGGUCCUGGUGCAGCUGCUGGCCUGCUGGCUGGUGCGGGGACUGGCCUGGCGCUGGCUUCUCUUCUGGGCCUACACCUUUGGUGGCUGCGUGAACCACUCGCUCACACUGGCCAUCCACGACAUCUCGCACAACACAGCCUUCGGCACGGGCGCCGCUGCUCACAAUCGCUGGUUUGCUGUCUUCGCCAACCUGCCCAUCGGCGUGCCCUACUCGGCCUCCUUCAAGAAGUACCACGUGGACCAUCACCGUUACCUGGGGGGUGACGGGCUGGACGUGGAUGUGCCCACACGCCUGGAAGCCCGGCUCUUCUGCACGCCGGCCCGCAAGCUGCUCUGGCUGCUGCUGCAGCCCCUGUUCUACUCGCUGCGGCCACUCUGCGUGCACCCCAAGGCCAUGACACGCAUGGAGGUGUUCAAUGCGCUGGUGCAGUUGGCCGUGGACGCCGCCAUCCUUGCCCUCUGGGGUGUCAAGCCCAUGGCCUACCUGCUAGCCAGCACCUUCCUGGGCCUGGGCCUGCACCCCAUCUCAGGUCACUUCGUGGCGGAACACUACAUGUUCCUCAAGGGCCACGAGACCUACUCGUACUACGGGCCCCUCAACUGCAUCACCUUCAACGUGGGCUACCACAUGGAGCAUCACGACUUCCCCAGCAUCCCCGGCUGCUACCUGCCCCUGGUGCGGAAGAUCGCGCCCGAGUACUACGACCACCUGCCGCAGCACUACUCGUGGGUGAAGGUGCUCUGGGACUUUGUGAUGGAGGACUCCCUGGGGCCCUAUGCCAGGGUGAAGCGGGUAUGCAAGCUGGCAGAGGACCCCGCCUCCUCCCAGAGGGCUUCGUCCUGAGCAGACCCUGGGCUGCUCCUGCCCCACGCACUGCUGGCUGCCGCCUCGUGCCCCACAGCCCCAGCCCAGGGUGAGCUGCAUCAGAACCCCACCCUGGGGGGCUGCUUCGGUCCCCCACGGAGCCCUGCAGGCAGCACCUGAAGAGGACCCUCUGCACGGAGACUCUCGGCAGCUUCCUGGGCCUGGCGAGGUGAGGCUCACCCCAUGCUGCCCUGCCUGCUCUGUGCCCAUGGUCUCCAUGGAGCUGACUUCUCAGCUGUUCCCAUGCCGUAAAUUAAACCCAGUGUUUGUUUUCACUGCGCACAGAUUGCGCCCCCGAGGGUGUGGACUGGAUCUGAGCCUGGGCCCGCAGGGGCAGACCCCAGGUGCCGGCAGGUGGAGGCCAAGGUCUCCACUCUGAUUCCUAAGGAGGGGGCAACUACAGACUGGAUGGUGUGUCCCCAGGGCCUGUCACUGUGGGGGAUGAGGGUGGCCUC